AUGACAACAACAACCAUCACUACUACUCCUACUCCUACUACCACUACUACUACUACCACUGCUACUACUACUACUACUACUACUACUACUACUACUACUACUACUACUACUACUACUACUACUACUACUACUACUACUACUACUACUACUACUACUACUACUACUACUACUACUACUACUACUACUACUACUACUACUACUACUACUACUACUACUACUACUACUACUAGUACUCACAUCACUAUUGUCUAUGAAUCAUUCAAUUUCUUUAGAAUUUAG
Molecule: messenger RNA, 279 nt
Organism: Heterobilharzia americana
Lineage: Eukaryota; Metazoa; Platyhelminthes; Trematoda; Strigeidida; Schistosomatidae
Source: the annotation of a GenBank genome assembly